This is a messenger RNA of Xyrichtys novacula (pearly razorfish), 9724 nucleotides long. The record is from the annotation of a GenBank genome assembly. Lineage: Eukaryota; Metazoa; Chordata; Actinopteri; Labriformes; Labridae.
ACUACGUCACGACGCGUUGUUGACGCCGCUGUGGCAGUGGAGGCGACUGUGCUUCCCUGACAGUAAUUUCCUUUUGAUUGUUUUUGUCAGGAUUGUUUUCCACUCUGUGCGGAUGACAGUCCGUGAGGGACAGAAGCCCUUUUCAUGUAGUGUUAGCCAUCGAAGAAUCGACUCCAUGGAGGUCGUGGACAGCCCGCUAAAUCUCGUAAGUCUUCGCCCAGGAUGUUGCAAUAACAGGCUAACGUUACUGUAGCUAGCAGACUGCAGAGGUGAGCUACAUUAGCUAGCUUCCAGCAGCAAACCGCUCGGGUGUUUGUGUUCAGCUGCAGCUCUGGACUCUCUGCACAUUAUUCAUACACACACUGGUUUGUUCUCGAAACGACGAGCGAGAGGUUUGAGCCACUGUCAGGUUGUUAUCUGUUAUUACUGCUCUAUAUUUAUGCCCAUGUGUUAGAUCAGGUGUCUGAGGAUCAGGUUGGAGUUAGUUUGAAGUGUCACACAAAGAAACAGGAAAAGAAAACGCUUCCUCAUCGUUAUUUAAGAGCCUCCGUGUGUCCGUGUGAGAGGUUUAGCCUGUCCCUCGAGUUUUAUCUGGGGUCUGUAUAAAUAGUCUCAUAUUAAAGGAGGUCAGGUGUGUUCAGAAGUAUCAAUGAAACCUGAAAGAACUACUAACCAACGAUCCCACCUGCUCCUGUAUGAAGGCUUUUGUGGAAACCUCAGACUCAGUGUGGUUAUGACUCAGCUCCACGUGAUUGGUUGAUCAGGGUGAAUAAAUAAAUAAUGUAUCAUGAAAUUCCUCUCAAAUAAUAACCUUAUUUCCUAAUUGAAAUUAUUAUGUAUUUGUGGAAUAAUUCUUUAAAAGGUAUGGUGGCCAAGAACCGCCACUGCUGCAAUUAAAAAAAAGACUGCAAAAAAAAGAAGUCACAACAGACGUUAAUGAUGCAAAUAAAAGAAAGCAAAGCCGGCUGUAAAUAAAAAAAAAUAAACUGUCGAUAAAAAAAAAAAAAGCCACAAUGAAAGUUUAUGACGCGAAAAAAAAAGGGGGCAAUGGAAAAGUAAUAGUUCUCAGAACUCAGAAGUGAUUGUGAAAUUGUGGAUGCUCCAGUAGUUCCCUGAGGGAGAACAGGUGACAAAGAAACAUGCAGACCAUGAGGGACUGUGAGGAAAACAAAUAUCACAGGGGGGCCUCUUAGCAGAUCGAGACCUGAAGACUCUAAAGAAAGCGUCAACAGCUUCACUUCCUCUUAACAGAGCGAGAGUUCAAGAAAUCAAAAGACACGUCAGUACAGAACUUACAGCUAAACACCUACAGACAUUUUCUGUGGUCAACAACUAAGGACUCAGAAGGUCAGUAAACACGCUUGAACUUGAAUUACCUGAGGCACAUGGUGUGCUGAAACAACAGCAGAGACCAAUGUCACCAUUGAAAUUGUUGUACCUGCAUGUAGACUCGCUCGCAAAAGAGGCAGGCUGUGACUGUGACAGGUAAUCAAAGGAGACUGUAAAUGUUGUAACUCUCUACAGUGGUACAAAAAAACAGCUGCAUGUAGUUUUGAGAUGAUGGAAACAGAUUAUUUCUUAACAAUACCCCACAACGAUAGCCCUCACUUCUUUUAUUGUUAGAGUGCCUUUAUUUAGACACAGUCACAUCAAGAAAUGUAAUGUUUUCAGCUGCAAGAAUUUAACACAACUCCUCAAAAGGUAUCACAAAGGCGAUGUCUAAAAAUAACCAACAGGGGCACGGAAGAGAAACUCAAUUUUACACCAAACAGAAGAACAGAGUUUACAGUGACGAUUAAAACACGAUUAUCUGCUGUCAAUCACAGACCUGAGCUCUUUAUUACACUGCAGCAUUGAUUUGGGGGGAAUGGGAGAUUUCUUCUUGUAGACUGGCAUCAUUUAAGAAUUAUACACUGACUCUCUGCCUCUAGAACAAGUAAGACUGAUGUUUUCUGUUUGUGUGUGAGCAAAGAUCAUGCCGAUGCUUGAUCAAAAUGUUGAAAUCGUUGUAAUUCAACCUUUCGUGGAAAUACUAAAAGCCUUGUUUAGUAUAAUGUAUGCCAUUACACAAUACUGUUGGAUCAAAUGAAGAGGCUGGUACCCAUCAUCAACAAAGAAGGAAAUGCUUUGAUGGAAAAUGCCUUUAAGCUGCCAUCACUGUGAAAGUUAUCUUUUUUUAAUAAUGUCAAACACUUUACAUUGUUGUCAUAAAUUUCCUUGAAUAAUUCUGAGGUCAUAUCGCCCUCUACUCGUUUCUUAACCCAACUCUUCCCUCCAUGUGUCCUCAGGCUCAUCAGCAGUGUAGGAAGGCAGACCGUUUGCUAGCAGCUGGGAAGUAUGAAGAGGCCAUCUCGUGCCACGGAAAAGCAGCUGGUGAGUUCACUGAUACUGGCAUUUACACCACACUUACUCUUGUGAGGGCAGCAGCAGAUCUGAUGUGCCAGCGUUAUUAGAUCUAGUGCUGGAUGGUAGUGUUGGGCGAUAUGACGGUAUAAAAGUGUCUACCGGUAGAAACUUUGCGAUACCGUUUAUUAUACUGGCUCUGUGGUUGGAUUCAAGCUGGACUCAGUGGAGGAUGUUGCGGAGAGAUCUACACUGAGGAAGGUGGAGACUAUUCUAAAGAACAUGGAUAAACCACUUCACAACACAUUAAUGGACCAAAGGGCCAAUGGUGGUGGACAGCCCCUCGCUCUUCGCUGUAGGACAGAAAGAUUCAGAAGAUCUUUUGUACCAACAGCCAUCAGACUUUACAACUCUUCUGUCAAUAGUAGAUAAGUUUUAGAGACAUGACAAAUUCCCUUCGGGGAUCGAUAAAGUUCUUCUUAUACUUAUUCUCAUACCGGAGAGAGAGCAGAUGUAGCAGAUCGCUGUAGUUGUCUGCGCUUGCUGACAGGAAAGCCAGAGUGCAUCCGUUUGGGUGCAUUUCCAUAUAUUCACCACCAUUUUGUGCAGAGUUUUUCGCUCCAUUUGGUUGGUCAGGUUUGGGUGCGCUCCCUGUAAUCACCAGCGUGUCCUGCAGACUGCUUGGCAUAGUUUUGAUGGAGAAGAAACAGCUUCACUGGUGGUGGUCGUGGCGGACACAGAGGUUAGUGGCAGUACCGAGCAAACGGAGGCAACAGAAGGAAGAGCUACAGUGAAUGCGGCAUCAUCCGCCCAGCAUCCCAUGUCUCACUUGUUCUCGUUAAACAGUUAGCUCGCAACGUUGAAACGUCGAUGUUGUGCGUUUAUUUGUGUUUGCAGAUAUUAUGCAAUAAAUGGCGGAUCACAUGAAACAACAUUUGAGUCUCUCCAAGCUGUUAAACUUACCUAGUGUCGUAUUUAUUCAGCGAUGUAAACAAACACUGUUACCCCCAAAAUGGCAACCAAGGCCCACAAUGCAUUGUGACAUCUAGUGCCCUUUCAAGCCCUCUUAUUCCCAGAAUGCAUUUCAGCCUUGAAAUCUUGUUAUAGAUUUAAUAUUACAAGUGAUUCUUUUUGCAAAUAUUUUUUGAUCUCUUUCUUAAUCAUGCGACUCUGUUUGUUUUCUAGAUCAUUUGACAGAUGCUAUGAAGAAAACUGAAUGUGAUCAGGUAAGACAUCUAGACAUAUUUCUACAUGAUUCUGUGGGUCAGCGGGUUCACUGAGUUAAAGAUAAUUUUUUUACAACAUUAAUGUAUAACUUUAUCUGAAAAUAGCUGCUAAUGAAAUUCAUUGUUUUUCAAGACAAGCAGGUGUACAUUUAAAGGUAAAAGUAAUAGUUAGUUUUUUGGUUGUUUUGACGCUGAUGAAAACUAUAUUUAGAUAAAGAACACAGGCUCUCUGACUCCUCCUUCACUCAAUAUGUAGAGGUCAGAGGCUGAAAAUAUGAACUGACUUUUUUCCCACAAACAGACAGACGCAGCAGCUCACGAAGAGACAGCUAAGAUCGAGUACAUGAGCUGCAGAGAGGAGAAGUGACAAAGUGAAAUCAAACUCUGUCCAUAAGCCUUUUUCAUUAAUUAUUAAAGUGGACUUUCAUUUCAAAAUGAUCACCAAAACCUCAGUUCCUCAUUAGCCUACUUGAGUUCACUGAAGGAGCACAGUGCUGUAACUGCAGACAGCAUCAGGUGGGGAGUAUGAGUCGUUUGUGAAGGACUCAGCUCUAUGAAAACAGCUGUAAGAGCAGUUUGGGGAGCAGACACAGUCGGUUCUUGCGGAGCUAAAUGAUCUGAAUCCUUAAAAACAUCCUGAAUUCUCAUCACUGCAGACUUUCUGCUGAGGUUUCCAAACUGUGCCCUCACAGAUCACAGACAAACUCAAGCAAGAUUGUACAGCCUCGUAGAUUUAAUCAGCAGAUCUUAACUGAUAUAAUGUGUUUGAAUUUAAUCCUUUACUGGACUCGAAGGAAGAGAGGUGGAUCUUCAGAUUUCCAGCGGGUUUCAACAUUGACUUUAACUUCUACUUUAACUGCUGGAUUUAUGUAUUGCCUCAUCUCGAUCAGCUGAUUCUCAUUGUAUCUAUCUGUAAGGGGAAAUACUUUCAAAGGAGCGGACGUAAACAUCAGUCAGGCUGAGAUGACAGACAACAUCAGGACCGCAGUGGUGCGGUUGUCUACCCUGCUGUGUGGUUUGCUUGUUGACGCCACACUAUUUCACUUUUGUGGUUACUGUGACAACCAUAGCCAGGAAAUGUUGGUGUCAUCGUGUCAGCUUGAAGCAUUUCUUCUUUGCUUCAGUUCAAAUUUUCAUUCCAGUUUGCUCUUUUUACAAUCAGGAUCAAGUAAAAACUACGAACAAUCAGAACUUUUGAGAAGCUGAAUCAAAAGUCAUCUAACACUGACCGAUAUCCCUAAAAACAGCUGCUCUUUAAUGUGUAAUCUUUAUGCUCAGACUCCUUCCUUCUGCAAAGUUAAUGAUUAUACUGUAUCAGUAGAUUACUGCUAAUAAUAAGCUUUUCAAUACACAAGAUUAUCAUUUUAGAGUCAUAUUCAUAACUUAAUAAGGUGGAAAAUAUCCUGUAAUACCAAUGAAUCUUAAUACAAAAUUCAACAAAGAAAACUAAGUGGAUAACAUACAGUAUGUUAUCUGAUGUAAGAAAGGUCUUAACAUCCCUGAGCUCAUCGAGAUAAAGAUUAGGGGCUUUAGGAGAUAUUAGAGGGGUUACAUGUCACGUCUUCUCAGGGUAGAAGUAAAGGUUAAGAGUUUAGAGUUGUUCAGGUUCAAUCCUAAAUAUAACAGUAUGAUGGUUCAUCUCUAUCUGGACUCCUAGAACAGUCAAGAUCAUGAAAUUGUCCAGAAGCUCUACAGUCUGCGAGUAUAUCAGUGUUGACUUUUGUCUCCAUUCAGCUCCCUCUCUGGGCUUUGGAGUGAACUCACCUGUAAAAAUGAAUCAGUCCAAAGUCACUUCUGCUACAGCGCAGGGUCUGAGUCUCUAUGUUGUAAACAGUAACUCAGAGAUGCUCCCACCAGCUCUGCUGCCCUGGCCUGGAUUGCAGGAGAGUUAGCAUGCUGGUGGAGACUAAUGCUUCUGCCUUGGUAUCAACAAGCAAGAGUAAAAAGUGCCAAAACAUGUUUGAUUUGAUCUGAAAUUUGUGAUCUGAGUUAAUCGUCAUUGUCAAAGGGUUGUCGAGGGUUUUAGACCAAUCAGAGUCAAGCAUUCCACUUAGAUAGACAGGUAACAAAUACUUCAUAUUUAGUUGGUAACAGGUUCAGCGUGUUUCACACUAAUCUCAAUCAUUGGUAACCUAGUGUAUAAAAACACAGCUGACUGAAUGAUCUCCGGGUACCUCAGUCUUAGAAAUAGAACACAGGGUGGCCCUCACAGUUAAAGCUGCACCCUGGCAGCCCUGUAUCACUGUUGUUGUUGUUGUUGUAAGAAGUGUAGCUGGUGAUGAUCAUGUGUGUCUGCAGGCCCGUCUGUCCAUGGAGCUUCAGAGGGACAGUCACAUCAAACAGCAGCGGCUCAUCCAGGAGCGCUGGAAGAGAGAGGCUCGCCGUGAGGCAACAAAGGCCCGACCUGGCCAGGUGCAGCCCUCCAGCGGCCUCUCAACCCAAACCAAUCCUGCAGGCCAGUCCCAGCCCCACGGCUCCUCGGGCCUCUCAGCUGCAGAGCACGGUGGAGGCAGGGAGAGAGAGUACGACACCUUACUCUUCCAACUCCAAACACGGCAGACUGGAGGCUGCCAGGUUUUGACCCCACCGUGUCCAGGAUCUAAGACCACCAAAGACGACAAAACCCGCCUGGAAGAACAACAGACCACCAUUGAGGACCUGCGGCGCCUGGUCGAACACCUGAUGGACGAAAACCAACGACUAGCAACUGAUAACGAGCGACUUCAAUCUGAAAACGCCCGUCUGCGCUCCGAGGCAGCUGACGCAGCAGACUUUGUGGAGCGGUCGGAGCUCUGGGUGCUCCCGCAGGCGGGCGGAGCUAUGGGAACAGGGGGUGGGCAGGAGAGGAAAAGCACAGGGAAGGGGAAGGAGAUUGCCAUCCCGCAGCUGCCCCCGCUGGAGAUGCCGGCUCAGGAGGAUCUGUGUCUGGAUGACCUGCCUCCUCUGGAGCUUCCAGAGGACAUCCAGAAUGAACUACAGGAGCUGCUGGACAGGGAUAAACUGUGAUAAGAGACAAACUCACACAAACAUACAAACACAGAAAGACACACACAUACACACAAACACACGCACACAAGUUUGACAUGAAACCCACAGGAUCUGUCUGAUCAGACCUCUGCUGGACAGAAAACUCUGCUGGGAGUGAAUAAAGGAGGGAAAGUCAUACACAGAAUGAAGGGAGAGUCAGUCAGUCAGUCUCACACAGUCUGGAGAAGAGAAGAGGUCUCAUCAGACAGAAAGUGUUGACAUCUAUACCACUAACACAAGAUAAAGGAGGAGUUCAUCCACAAAUACUGUCAGGUGUAGCAUCAUAUGAGGGUGUUUGUCAGAGUGCCUCAGCCUGUAGCAGAAAAUUAAGCUGUUAUAAACAUGGUUAGUGAAUUAUUGGAGUGUAAUGAAGCAUUCGAAUCAUGAUACGGUACAUAUCACAGCAACAUGAUUCAGUCAACAUUUAAUCUAUAUGUGAAAUAAACACCUGGAUUUCCUGGAUAGUGCUGUCAGAGUCAGGGUUAUUGGCAUUUCCCGAUGUCGGGGCAGGAUUCUUGUCAUUAACGCGCCGCUCUUUGCGUAUAUCACAUCGCAAAGUGCCGAUGUUUACCAGAAUGAGCUUGAGUCAUCGCUCUGGUUUGCAAAACAAAGCCUUCAUAUCCAAUUCAGAUCAGUAUGAUGAGAAGUAAUGAUCAGUGAUGAUGAGCAUGACGUUCAUCCAGAAACGAACAGCUCUGAGCAGUGUGGGCAGCUUGGUGUGAGGAACCUUUACUUAAAAGUUUAGACUGUUAAGACUUCAAUUCAACCACGCUGUAUAGUCAGAUAUCUGCACAGAUGAACAGAUGAUGGAUGGGCUGAUACUAGUUUUCAGGGCCAAUACUGAUGCAGAUUAUUUCUUGUUCAUGAAACCAGUAACCAACAUUGGGAACUGGUAUGCAAUGCAGCCAUUUUGUUUCUCAUUUGUUUGGUUGAUUAAAUUUUUGUAUUUAUCGAAUGCAAAAAUCCAACAACAUAAUUACAGCAUUAUAUUUCAUCUACUGGUUGACCUGCCCUUUUAUAAGUGACAUCAGAAUCAGCUGUUGAAAUACUGAUAUCAACCCACCGAUAAUGAGGACAUGAAGAGAAACACAGCCGACAAGAUAAAAGUUUAGACUAGGGGUUGAUCCAUAUUGGUCGUAUAUCAUAUGUCAUUUGCUAAUUAUGAUCAUAUGCCAAUUAUUGUCCCUAAUUAUUUGUCCGAGCUCCAACCAUUGGUGAGUGUGAGUAACAGUGUGGAUGAUGAUACCUGAGACUUUGCCCACAGCUGCUGGCUCUGCUGUUGUACAGACAGAGCCUCGAACCUUUAAGCGUGAGCAGAAAGAUUGUGUUCUUCACUUUGCUUUUGCACACUCUGCAGGCAGCUACUGAUUUAUCGAGGAUGACGUCUUUUAUACAAAAGCCAGAAGGCGUCCAGACUUGAAAUCAGAUGGCGUCUCUCAUAGCCAAGUUUCUCAGCGCCAAUACAAUCAUCGGUUUCCUUUCGAGACAAUUAUAAACCUAAGUUGUACAUUGGUGCUGCACUGCCUCUUUUGUAUCAACAAUGGUGCAUUGUGGGACUUUAGAGUGAUGCUUUGAAACCAUGAAUGGAUCGUCCUCCUCAGUAAAUCAAACUCCCUCUGAGUCUUCAAAAACCAAGUCAGAAAGAGAAACUUCAAACUGAAAGAGCUGCUUAAGUGUCUCGUUCACGUCUCACUGUCUCCCUCUGUAUAGUCAGUGAAAACCAAUCAAAACCUGCGGUUGGUUCAUGCAAGGACAGCUGAGUUAUUUCCAUGGCAACAGAGUCAGACUACGAUAUUCAGCUGAUGUGGGCAUUAGGAGGCUGAGCUUAAUGUAUGGAAGCGACUCCGGCAGCUAAGUGUGUGUGUCGUGAUGCUGAAUCGUUGUGUUUUUUCUCCAUUAGAUGAAUAUUCAAGUGUUUUGCACUUUCUAGGAAGGUCAAUUCAGUUGUACAAACUGCUGAAGUGAAAUGCUGUUGUAAAUAAUGGAGGAAUCAAAAGGAGGGAAGUUAGAGACCUGAUUUGUGAUGGAUUUUUUUAAUUAAAUUUAUUAAAUGAGUCCUGGUGAGACAGCUUUUAAUUUGAGCAGGCAAAAACACAGCAUGUUUUUGCAUUAUAUGUUCUGAAGAAAGUAGAAAUAUUAAUGUCUUUAAAUUUAGAAUUAAAGAUACAGUAUGCGGUAUUUAAAGGCAUUCACCAGAACAGACCAGGAAGAUGUGGAAUACAACAUUCGAAAGUAAUCUGAGUUGGUUUGAAUCCACCUGAAUGUCAAGUUUCUGUUUUGUUAACUUCAAAUGACUCUUAAUUUUCACUCAGGAGGACUGACUGAUGUCUCGCAUCACAGUUACAAUGUGCACAUGGUGUCAGAGGGUUAGACACCACUAAAUGUGAGCAGGAGGGAGACUGAUUUAAAAAGAGAUUGAAAGAUCCACAUUUGAAAUGCACUCAAAACACACUGCAUCAAUUCCUGUAGUUCAUUAUCACACUUUAAUUUGCAGAAUGGAAUUAAAUUGCAAUAUUAGUUUUUCAUUGUCGUGCCGCCUUACAGAGGCCAUGUUUCUAUGGUAACACAGAAUUUAAAAAGAGUAACACAGACAGUUUUGUACUUAAAGGCUGCACAAAAUACAAGACGAAGAAGAAGAAGAAGAAGAGAGCAAUGUUUGUUGUGCCCACAAGAAUUUGUGUGAAUGGAAAAACCUGACAGAGGAUCAUACGAAUCAUGCAUUACAGGGGCUUCUUGUCCUCAAAGGCCACCAUAGCUUCACUGAUGGUCAGGGUGAGCAAGGUAGCAUUCCAAUGUAGAAUCAGUUAGAAUCACCUUACAUGGCGGGAGUGUUUUCAUUUCUGUCCUUCAGCGAGAGAAUAAUAAGACAUUUGAUGUGACAUGAGGAUAAAGCUCACAGGUGUGGUAUUAUUGGAUGAACUGCUCCUUUACAGCAUCAUUAGAGGUGCGAGGCACUAACUUGAUCUCCUUUUCUCUGUGUCAAACUCAAACACAAACACAUUCAUGAAUCAGGAUCGUGUGCAGUAUGAUUCAGUCACAGCUGAGAUUGCUGUUGAAGAAAAAACACAUUGCUGCAUUUUUUAAUUUUGUUAUUAAGCAAAAUGAAAUUAAAGGCUUCAACGAUCAUC